CGGUGCUUUCCGCGAGGAGGCGGCCGUGGAGGCGGAGGAGAGGCCCGAGUUCUCCCCCCAGCCAGUCGCUGGGCCUGUGACGAAACGCCGAGAUGAUGGCCCGCGGCCGGCAGAUCUUCUCCGUCUACUGGAAGCCGCUCUUCCAAGGCCGCCUCCUGCUGGUGACCAACACCGUCAGCUGUGGGGGGCUCCUGGCUGCUGGGGACACGCUCCGCCAGGCCUGGGAGAUGAGGCAGGACCCCAAGCGCAAGCGGGAUCUGGCCCGCACAGCGCGCAUGUUUGCCAUCGGAUGCAGCAUGGGCCCACUAAUGCACUACUGGUAUCUGUGGCUCGACCGCACCUUCCCCGCUGCCGGCUUCAGUGGGAUCCGGAGUGUCCUCAAGAAGGUUUUCAUCGACCAGAUGGUGGCCUCCCCGGCGCUGGGCGUUUGGUACUUCUUGGGGAUGGGGUCUCUGGAGGGGCAAACGCUGGACCAGAGCUGGCAAGAGUUGGAGGACAAUUUCUGGGAGUUCUAUAAGAUGGACUGGUGCGUCUGGCCCCCGGCGCAGCUGAUGAACUUCCUCUUCCUGCCCGCCGCGUACCGGGUGCUCUACAUGAACGUCAUCACCCUCGGCUGGGACACCUACCUGUCGUACCUGAAGCACCGGCCUAAGCACCCAUCCCUCAGCGUGGAGGAAGAUGAUGAAGGCGACAGAGUCGAGAUCGAAACAACCGGGUGAACGAGGGCCACGUGCUUCUGCCAAGGUUGGAUCCGAGACUCCCUGGGCACUGGAGCCAGCUUUGCGCCCCACCAUUUAGGCAGCUGGAUCUGGGAAGCAGGCGCCGUCGCCCACGUUCGCAGCCCUCUCUCCUCCCAGCAGAGGCCUCAUCUCCCUCUUCCUGCAGCGCCUCGGAUACCGAAACAGAGAACUUCAGGGCUGGGGGGCAGAUUUGGCACGGGCGUAGGCAUCUCCUGACUGCGACCCCUGGUCCUUCCCAAUUCAUUCAAAAGUUCCAGAUCUUUUUGCGCUUCCCAAUUAAAGAAAAAGCAGGUUGCCUUUUUUUGCAUGCCGUUGCCAGGACAGGUGCUUCUUCU
Molecule: messenger RNA, 1075 nt
Organism: Lacerta agilis (Sand lizard)
Lineage: Eukaryota; Metazoa; Chordata; Lepidosauria; Squamata; Lacertidae
Gene: MPV17L2
Product: MPV17 mitochondrial inner membrane protein like 2
Exons: 6
Coding region: 93-719 (208 amino acids)
Biological process (GO): mitochondrial ribosome assembly
Cellular component (GO): membrane; cytoplasm
Source: RefSeq, a predicted model, not a curated record